UAUAGAAGGACACAAGGACCUGUACAAGGAGGCCAUGAUGGAGGAGCACCAGCCUCUUAUAUCACAAGAUGGAUCCAGGAGGAGAAAUCCCCCCGAGAGAUGUCCCCGUCCUCUGUUUUCCCAGGACUGUUCAGAGGAGAAGGUCCCGGAGAACCCUCAGAUGACAAGUCAGGAGGAAGAUCUGACUGUUAUUAAAGUGGAGGAUGAAGAAGAGUGGAUGAUGGGUGAUCCCCCGUGUAAGAGUGAGGUGGAGGAGGACAUUCCAGGAGAUGUCACCACAGAAAACCCGAAUAUGAAUUCUGAUGGAAAGUUCAUGUUAUCACUGAAUAUUAAAGCAGAAGAUGAAGAUAUCAUGCAGAACUUUUCAGGAGAAAACCUAAUUUCCUUUAACGUACAUUCCGGACUUCACAGUACAGAUGUGUCAUAUAAUUCCACUAAUUAUGACAAACCUUGUCCUGAUAAAUCACACAUUGCUACCCCAAGUAGAGGUCAGAAAGAGGGUAACAGGUUUACUACUGUGAAACCUUUCUCAAGGCUUUCAAUACUUAGCAGAAUUCACACAGGGGAGAAACCAUGCUCCUGUUCUGAAUGUGUAAAUUGUUUUACCCAGAAAUCACAGCAUGUUAAACAUGAGAAGUGUCACACACGAGAAAGACCAUAUACAUGUUCACAAUGUGGGAAAUGUUUUACACAAAAAUCAAGUCUUGUUACACAUCAGAGAAAGCACGGAGGAGAGAGACCAUAUUCAUGUUCACAAUGUGGGAAAUGUUUUACACAAAAAUCAAGUCUUGUUAUACAUCAGAGAACUCAUACAGGAGAGAAGCCAUAUUCAUGUUUAGAAUGUGGUAAAUGUUUUACAUGUAAAUCAUAUCUUGUUAAACAUGGGAGAACUCACACAGGAGAAAAGCCGUAUUCGUGUUCAGAAUGUGGAAAAUGUUUUACAGGUAAAUCAAGUUUUGUUAAACAUGGCAGAAUUCACACAGGAGAAAAGCCAUAUUCAUGUUCAGAAUGUGGGAAAUGUUUUACACAAAAAUCUGUUCUUGUUAGACAUGAGAGACGUCACACAGGAGAGAAGCCGUAUUCAUGUUCAGAAUGUGGGAAAUGUUUUACAGAUAAAUCAACUCUUACUAUACAUGAGAGAAGUCACACAGGAGAGAAGCCAUAUUCAUGCUCAGAAUGUGGGAAAUGUUUUACAGAGAAAUCAACUCUUCUUAUACAUGAAAGAAUUCACACCGGAGAGAAGCCAUAUUCAUGUUCAGAAUGUGGGAAAUGUUUUACACAUAAAUCAGUUCUUGUUAAACACGAGAGACGUCACACAGGAAAGAAACCAUAUUCAUGUUCACAGUGUGGGAAGUGCUUUUCAGAUGAAUCAAAUCUUGUUAUACAUGAGAGAUGUCACACAGGAGAGAAACCAUUUUGAAAUAUUUUAUGGACCUCUCCGGUCAUUAUGAAAAAUACAGACAUUCCUCUGACCUGUUCAAGAAAGAUGGUUUUGUUAAUACUUACGCAGCUGCCGUGCUGUUUAUGCCACUAUUAGUGUUGAGUGAAUCGAAGCAUACAAAACAGAAUUUGAUCCGAAAUUUAGGAAAAAAUUGAUUAGCCGUGAAGCCAAAUUUCCUUGUGCUUCAUGGAAACAAAUACAUUUUUCCUAUAAUGGUGGUUGAAAAUAAAAAAAUUAUACUCGCCUCAUCCACUUGAUACCGAGAGGCCACCCGCUCCAUCUUGAUUGAAUAACACACGCCAAAGUACCUGCAGUGAGCGUGAAGACGUCACCACAUGAUCAUGCUGGCCGCGCCUAGUGACGUCAUUAGUGAUAACAACACUGCACGCGGCCAGCAUGAUCACGUUGUCAUCACGCUCACAACAGGUCCUUUGGCGGGUUUUCUUCAAUCAAGAAGGGAGCGGAUGGCCUCUCCGUGAGCAAGUGGAUGAGGUGAAUAUAAUAUUUUUUUAUCCCUGGAUUAACCCCCUGAGCACCUGAAUGUGAGUCUCAGAUGCUGCGAUCAGAGUUGAGCAGCAUCUGAGGGGUUAAAUAACAGGGGGGAAGACAGGUUGUGCUUCAAGAAUCGGACAGAAAUUGUGAGUUUGUUUUCAAUUCAUCAUUUGGUGCCUACAGCAAUCCGUGAUCUCUGACUCACUAAUGUAAUGGCUACCUGAUGAAUCUACCACAUCGUCUUGAGAAUGGAUUGAUCCACAGACAAUACAAUUCUGUUUCCUUCCCCACUCCGUAAUUCCCUCCUCCCUUUCCCCAUUCCCAGAGACACGCGUUGAAAUAUGAGUUUAAUGUCUGUGCAGUUUAAUCCAGAUUCUUUCUACCAAUUUAAUUCCUGUAAAUUACAAUAUUUCAUUUGCUGAUUACGCCCAAGUUCUUCUCAGUGAUGGCUCUGUA
This is a messenger RNA of Bufo bufo (common toad), 2389 nucleotides long. Its product is annotated as zinc finger protein OZF-like. Bases 35 to 1420 code for a protein of 461 amino acids. The transcript is spliced from 4 exons. NCBI's taxonomy places the organism in Eukaryota, Metazoa, Chordata, Amphibia, Anura, Bufonidae. Gene Ontology annotation, biological process: regulation of cytokine production; negative regulation of transcription by RNA polymerase II; regulation of immune system process. The record is from RefSeq and is a predicted model, not a curated record. Gene Ontology annotation, molecular function: DNA-binding transcription repressor activity, RNA polymerase II-specific; RNA polymerase II cis-regulatory region sequence-specific DNA binding.